Messenger RNA from Staurois parvus, 303 nucleotides. The record is from the annotation of a GenBank genome assembly. Lineage: Eukaryota; Metazoa; Chordata; Amphibia; Anura; Ranidae.
UUAACCACUUCCCGACCGGCCGUUGCAUAUAAAUGGCCGGAGGGUGGCACUGUAGGGUUGGGUGGCCGUUUAUAAACGGCCUCCCCGCACCCUGCUUGUGCGCGCAGCACCGCGAUCCGGUGCCCGCUGUGUCCUCGUACAGAGGUCCCGAUCAUGUGAUCACUGAUUGGCCAAUCAGUGAUCACAUCAUUGCUUACUACGUGUGAAAUCUGUGAAUGAUCACAGAGGUCACAUGGUACAAGGCUAUUCACAACAGCCUUGUACCAUGUGACAAGCUGUGACCAAUCACAGCUCACUCAGUAC